UCCCACUCGACUGAGUCGCGUGCGCUUUGGUGGGGUUUGGUUUAGGGUUCACGCCCGCGCGCCGUAUGGAAUUGGAUUGUAAUUUUAUCUGGUUGUAAUUUUGUGCUUGUUAGAUCUGUGUAGUUGGUUCGUGCGAGUUGCAUUCGGUUGUUGGCUUGGCCUGCAGUCCGGAUUAUUCUAGCGGUAGUUUUUGAAAGGGUUUUGUUUCUGCAGCUAUGUAUUCACGGACCUAAUGUUAGUCGAUCUGUUUUGGCCAGAAUUUUAUUAAUGAUUAUGAACUGUGUUGCUGAUUGAAUUGAGCUUAUACUUAGCCUCUAAUUUUUUUUGUCAGAAUAGGCUAAUAUGGGAUAACAGCUAUGUUCCUAACCAAAUUGGUCCUCAACAGCCUUGAAUUGAAUGGAAUUUUCUUCGUCAUGAUAUAAAGGUAGCAUGCCUGUGCUUUGGUAGAUCUGGCCGUGCACCUGAUGGUCAGUGUUCACUGAUAUAUGGUGAGGGCUAUGGUCAUUCUUAACAUGGAAGUUCUUGUUCCAGAGUGUGAGAUUAUUGGAAAUCCAGUAUUGCCUCCUGAGUCUGGGGUUUCUAUUUCAAAUUCCAUGAGAGCAGACCAGUUUAAUAGCGCGCCUGGUUCAACAGCAAGGAGUACUUUGACCACAGUAACAAGGUCCAAUGAAAAUACUCCAGUAAUCCAGCGACCGAUGACAGGGAACCCUUCGAACAUGAUCCCUAGGCCAAGUGACAAUGCACAGGUCUUCCAACCAACAGUACAGCCAUCAUAUCGCCCUGCACCCAAUUACAGAAACCACGGCACAAUCAUGAAAAACGAUGCUCCCGCUAGAAUAAUCCCCAUAUCUGCACUAAAUCCUUAUCAGGGCCGCUGGGCUAUCAAGGCUCGAGUUACUGCCAAGGGAGAGAUCCGCCGGUAUCAUAAUACAAAAGGUGACGGCAAAGUGUUCUCUUUUGACCUGCUUGAUUCUGAUGGUGGUGAGAUACGGGCUACAUGUUUCAAUGCUCUUGUUGAUCGCUUCUAUGAAGCUGUGGAAAUUGGUAAGGUCUAUGUGGUAUCAAGAGGAAGCUUGAAACCUGCAAAAAAGGACUACAACCAUCUGAAUAGUGAGUGGGAAAUUUUCUUGGAAUCUCAGUCAACCAUUGAACUUUGUCCUGAUGAGAACAGCUCCAUUCCUGCCAUGCGGUUUACCUUCACAUCGAUUGAUAAAAUUGAAGAUUCAGAGAACAAUGCUAUUGUUGAUGUCAUUGGUGUCGUUACAUCUGUCAACCCUAGUGCCACAAUACAGAGGAAAAAUGGCAUGGAAACUCAGAAAAGGACCAUUACCCUGAAGGAUAUGUCUGGUCGAAGUGUUGAGGUUACCAUGUGGGGUGACUUCUGCAACAGAGAAGGCUUGCAGCUGCAAGAAAUGGUCGAACGUGGGGCCUUUCCUGUGCUGGCUGUUAAGGCUGGAAGAGUGAAUGAUUACAGUGGUAAGUCUGUUGGCACAAUUUCUUCAUCUCAACUCCUCAUAAACUCUGAUCUUGCUGAAGCUCAUAACCUUAGGCAGUGGUUUGAUUGUGGAGGAAGAGAUGCUUCUAGUCAGUCCAUAUCCAGGGAUUUCACUCCAGCAGCAUCAAGGAAUGAGAUCCGAAAGACAGUAGCACAGAUAAAGGAUGAUGGUCUUGGAAUGGGGGACAAACCUGAUUGGGUCACAGUGAAGGCUACUGUUGUAUUUUUCAAGACCGACUCCUUCUGCUACACAGCUUGCCCCAACGUGAUUGGAGACAGGCAAUGCAGUAAGAAGGUGACAAAGUCUGACUCAGGCAACUGGCUCUGUGACAAGUGCAACCAAGAGUUUACAGAGUGUGAUUACAGGUACCUCCUACAGUUACAGAUCCAAGAUCACACGGGAACAGCUUGGGCAACAGCAUUCCAAGAGCCUGGGGAGGAGCUACUCGGUUGCUCGGCGCGAGAACUCUACAUGUUCAAAGAGAACGAGGAUCCACGCUACACAGAUGUUUUGCUCCAAGGCUUGUACCGGCAGUAUCUGCUGAGGCUGAAAGUGAAAGAAGAAACAUACGGAGACGAGAGACGAGUGAAGAACACUGUGUUCAAGGUGGAGAGGAUUGAUCCUUCGGCUGAGAGUAAAUUUCUGCUUGAUCACAUUUCAAGGUUGACAGGAUCAUAUUAACAGCUUCAUUCUACAUCUAGCAACUGAUGGUCGUCCAUGUGUUGCACUUCUGAUAGGUGUGGUAGUAUCAGUAGCUCACUCUUACAUUCCCAUCGCCCGACCGGUGGUUUCUUUGGCUAAUUGUAUCUUUAUUCAUUCAGUACUCUUGUUCUGUAGAUUUUUUAUGUUUUGUGUCUCAGCUGCUUACAAUGUGAUUUCCUGUUUAACUAAACAGCCUUCUUGUAACUGCAGUUUCUCUGAAAGUUUUGUUUUGUAAAGGUACUUCGGACAACUUAGUUUGGUAUAAUUUCAUGCAAUAGAACAUCAAUAUGUCUCCCAAGAA
Panicum virgatum (switchgrass) is the source of this 2499-nucleotide messenger RNA. Its product is annotated as replication protein A 70 kDa DNA-binding subunit A-like. The transcript has 2 exons. The record is from RefSeq and is a predicted model, not a curated record. Gene Ontology annotation, biological process: telomere maintenance via telomerase; DNA replication; double-strand break repair via homologous recombination. Bases 486 to 2177 code for a protein of 563 amino acids. NCBI's taxonomy places the organism in Eukaryota, Viridiplantae, Streptophyta, Magnoliopsida, Poales, Poaceae. Gene Ontology annotation, cellular component: DNA replication factor A complex; nucleus. Gene Ontology annotation, molecular function: single-stranded telomeric DNA binding; damaged DNA binding.